AUGCAAUCAAUAACUUCUUAUUGUUUUUCAGAGCCACCAGAUCAUCCGACUCAAGUAGAAGUUAUUCAUAUAUCGAGCCGCAGCGUUCAUAUUCGAUGGGCUGUCCCCUUCAACGGAAAUAGUCCUAUUAUUCGUUUCAUAGUAGUUACAGAUCAUACGAAAGGAAAAUCUGAUGCGAGCCUUGUUACAACCGACAUAUCGGGAAGUCAGACAGAUGCAACUCUUAGAGGCUUGAAGCCACGAUCUACUUAUAACAUCCAUGUAGUUGCAGAAAAUGCCGUUGGAAGAAGUCCACCCAGUAAAGUUUUAACAGUAACUACAGAUGAUGAAGUUCCAAGAACUCCACCUUUGCAAGUUAGAGUUGUGCCAAUCAGCUCAAAUUCUCUUCGAGUCUAUUGGUUGCCACCAGAUGGUGCGAAUGAUGGCGGAGGAUCCAUUACAGGAUAUUACGUUGGUUAUAAAGCUACGAAAACUGGAGGGCAGUACCUAUUCAAAACUCUUAAAGUUAACGAAGAUUUUGAAAAUGAAUGUGUUCUGACCAAUCUAUUGAGUUCAACAGAAUAUAGCAUAGUAGUGCAAGCUUUUAAUGAGAAAGGUCCUGGACCUCAGUCAGAUGAAAUAGUAGCACAGACUUUAAAAUUUGAUCCUCCUAAAAGUCCAACUUUGGAAGCAACGAAAACUACAACAAAUUCUAUACAAAUCCAAUGGGAAAGCAGCGGCGAUGUUGAUGGUUACUUGGCUUAUAUGCGAGAAGAAAACGGCGAGUGGAAAGAAGCGACUUUGCCUUCGAACAUUCUUAAAUAUAAUUUUGAAAAUCUAAAAUGUGGGAACGUCUACCAAAUAUAUCUUAUUCCAUUUACUACGGGUGGAAAAGGAGAAAGAAGUCAAAUAUUAACAGUCAAAACAGAAGGAAAAGCACCCAUUGCGCCACUUAAAGAACAGUUUCUUCAAGUUAAUGCCUCUUCAGUUACCGUAUUCCUUUCCGCCUGGGAUGACGGUGGUUGCCUAAUUACCCACUAUAUGUUGCGAUACAGGUCCCAAAAUGAGCAGAAAUGGACAGAAGUUCCUGUUAUGAAUCACAGACCAAGGGCUUUUAUCACAGGACUUAUUCCAGGGCACUGGUACAAGCUGAUCGCAGGAGCUCGAAAUAGCGCUGGAAGCAAAGACGUUGAAUUGGAUUUCCUUACAAGAAGAACAGACGUUGGAAAAUCACAAGGUAUUGGACAUCCACCGCCAAUCGUGGCCGAGUCAUCUGCAAUGGAACUCCAGCGGAGAGUUGCUGUGAUAACGUCUGCCGUCUGUUCGGCAGUGGUGCUUGUUGUCAUUUUGAUUGCAGCUUGUGCAGUGCUUACAAGGCGGCGCAGACACAGGCCAGAAGGACACGAUUCAGGAGCUGACCGAAGAAGCACAGGCGAAAUACAAAAAUCUGAGACUGUAGCCCUGAGCGCGUGGGAAAAACGCCCUAGGGUUGAUUCAUCACAAAGAGGCUCACAAUGUAGAGAAUCGCUUUAUCUACCUUGUCCAUACGCUACAGCGAGACUUUCCCAGUUCUCAGUAGAUGGCGACACCGACGGCGUCCACCACUCAGUGUCCCUAGCGGGAAAUGAACAUUCGUAUGAUGUGCCUAUUCAAGUGGUCAGUAAAUUACAUUAACGCGAGAAUUGAAUUCUAUUUUUUGUAUGUAAAUAUAUUGUAUUAUGAGUGUCAUUAUAUUGUACAAAAGUGUUGUACUUAUUUAUUUCGUGCUGCAAAUGUGUUGAUAAGAGGUGUUUCCUAUGGUUAAGGUGAUAUUUUAAACCAUUAAAUAGAACUUAUAUUAUUCGUUAAAUUAAAGCUCGAUUAAUUUUUCAUGAUCUGCUUCUAAUCUAAUGAAAAUUAUACACAAACAUUACACACGUUUUCUAAAGUUCUGUCAUUAAAGGGCAAGUUUAAUAAAUCUCAAUAUGAAACUUAUCAUUAUGUGUUUUAAAAUGCAGUCUUACUUAAAUGUUUGCGUUAAUAUUAUGCCCGUUUACACUUCAUCUUCCUGAUUAAGAAAAUUCGUAUAUAUACUUAAAUUUAUUGCAAUUUUUCUUCAAAAUAUUUAUUUACCCUGGUGUUGUCAUAGAGUUAUAUCAUGAAAACUGAAGUUCUCUAGCGAAAAUACUUGAAAUAUUACUAUUAAAUAAGAACUGGAACUGUUUCUCAUUUUUUGCAUUGAAUAACUCCUAAUAAACCAAAUACAAGAAAUUAUAAAGCAUGUGAAUUUUUUAUUAAAACUUCAUGUUCCGAUUUUUUUUUUUUUUUUUUUUUUACUAAAUUAUACAACAUUUUUAAAUCCUUUCGAUAAUAUUCUCAAUAUUGCUGAAAUAAAUUGUAGUAUAUUUUAUUUUCUUCCCCGCUCUACACUUUUAAAAUCACAAUAUUAGAAAAUACCUGAUGAGGACACCACAUGAAUUCUUGUAAGGCAUAUUAAAUUACACACACUAUUUGCAGCAUUUCAUUGAAAAGGAUUUCCUCAAAUUUAUUCCUCUAAUUUGUUCUGUACGUACGCACAGAAUAAAGAACGUAUGUACAUCACCCAAAAAAAUUCCUCUAAAUGGAUUUGGAAACUGUCAAAAUGUAUAUUUCGAGAUUAUAAUACCUCCUUUACUUCGCACAAGGAGGUCAGAAUUCGGUAUUUAUAAAUGAAGCUGAUGUUAUUUAAAGGUUAUUAAUUCUUAUUCUAAAAAUAAACAAGACUUUAAGAAACCACGUAUUUAAAAAAAAAAAUCUAUUUUUGAGACUCAUAAGAGAUAAGAGUGAAUUUUAAAGCAAUAAAUUAAUCUGAAUUUAACCGAUUCUCUAGUAAUUUGCUUUAAAUGAAAUUUUAAAUUAUGUUUUAAUUACAAUAUUUAGCAAACUAUAAAGAUUUCAAAGUUAAAAAUUUAACUCUGUUGUCAUCUAAUAAAUGUCUAAAUCUUUUAAUAUUCAAGCUGUAACUAAUAUAAUAACAAGUUAACAUCUUGGUGGGAGUGAAACACUUUUUAUCAUCUACUGUACAAUGAAAUCAUAAUUUCAGAUUACUGCAUUAUUAAUUGUUACAUUUAUUUUCCAUUUAGUUUUAUAAAAGGAGGAUUUUUUUGUUUCAUUUUAUAUAUUGCAAACAAAGUAACGUAUGUGGAAAUGCCGAAGAUAUUAUGAAUAUGAAAAUAAUAUUUAUUAAGUUAUUGAAUUAUUCAAGUUAUUAAUUUUAUAUAGUUAGUUUUUUAUAACCUAAACAGCGAAUUAAUUGUUCUAAAUUUGUAUUACAAUAAAACACUAAUAUUAUUCCUUAUCUUUAUGUAUAUAUGUUAGUAUCUGUUAUUACUUUUCAUUUUAUUUUAAUACCUUUUACAAUAUUAGUAUCAUUAUUAUAUCCGUAUAAUAUAAUAACAAUGUGGAAAAAAAAUUGAAAGAAAUGGGAAACUCUUCUUUAUAAACACAUUGUUUGUCUGAGACAAAUGUGUAUAGAAUGUUCUUCACACCUGCAUCGCUCACUGUGCAUUCAUGGACACGUAAUGUGUUCCAUUUGCCAUUUGGUUCUUGUGAUCCAACACUUUUUACAUUUUCAACAUGUCUGUGCCAUUCUGAUGAUGUAUCAUUGAAGUCUUUAUUAAAACAUUAUUUUCUA
This is a messenger RNA of Stegodyphus dumicola, 3631 nucleotides long. RefSeq names its product cell adhesion molecule Dscam1-like. NCBI's taxonomy places the organism in Eukaryota, Metazoa, Arthropoda, Arachnida, Araneae, Eresidae. The record is from RefSeq and is a predicted model, not a curated record. Gene Ontology annotation, molecular function: protein binding. Gene Ontology annotation, cellular component: synapse. Gene Ontology annotation, biological process: synapse assembly; homophilic cell-cell adhesion.